Messenger RNA from Nematolebias whitei (Rio pearlfish), 759 nucleotides. It is a transcript of the gene lipt2, whose product is annotated as lipoyl(octanoyl) transferase 2. Gene Ontology annotation, cellular component: mitochondrion. Bases 54 to 749 code for a protein of 231 amino acids. NCBI's taxonomy places the organism in Eukaryota, Metazoa, Chordata, Actinopteri, Cyprinodontiformes, Rivulidae. The record is from RefSeq and is a predicted model, not a curated record. Gene Ontology annotation, biological process: protein lipoylation. Gene Ontology annotation, molecular function: lipoyl(octanoyl) transferase activity. The transcript is spliced from 4 exons.
GAAACCACAUGGCUGAGGAGGAUUCCCGGUGACCCACGGUCAGUCAGUUCUGGAUGCGGGCUGGCAGGCCUCUGGUGGAGGUGGUCCGCCUGGGCCUGCUGUCCUAUCAGGAGGGUCUUCGGCUGCAGCAGGUCUAUUUAAACCGGCUCCAGUCCAGUCCGGCUCACGCCCUGCUGCUGUGCGAGCACCCACCUGUUUACACUACCGGGAUCCGGCACAAACCGUACCCCGGUGCCCUGCUGGACCAGCUCCGGCUGCUGGGUGCCGACGUCCACCGCACCAACCGAGGAGGACUCAUCACCUUCCAUGGCCCAGGACAGCUGGUCUGCUACCCGGUUCUGAACCUGUGCAGCUUCAAAAAGAGUGUUCGUUGGUAUGUCGGUCAACUGGAGAAGACCAUCAUCACCCUCUGCAGCAGGUUCGGUAUCGAAGCAACCACGUCUCCUCACACUGGAGUUUGGGUCGGAGACAACAAGAUCUGCGCCAUCGGUAUCCACUGCGGGCGCUACGUCACAUCUCACGGUUUGGCUCUGAACUGUAACACGGACUUGUCCUGGUUCCGUCACAUCGUACCGUGUGGCAUCGAAGGGAAAGGCGUGACGUCGCUGAGCUGCGAGCUGCAGAGAGACGUCAGCGUGGAGGAAGCCAUUCCUCACCUGCUGGAUGCCUUCGCGGAGCAUUUCACCUGUCGUCUGACUGACGGAGACACACCUGAGACCGAUGAGGAUGGCAGCGUGUCGUCGACAUAAAGUGUUAUUC